Corythoichthys intestinalis (scribbled pipefish) is the source of this 774-nucleotide messenger RNA. It is a transcript of the gene tmem126a, whose product is annotated as transmembrane protein 126A. Lineage: Eukaryota; Metazoa; Chordata; Actinopteri; Syngnathiformes; Syngnathidae. Gene Ontology annotation, cellular component: mitochondrion. The record is from RefSeq and is a predicted model, not a curated record. The transcript has a single exon. Gene Ontology annotation, biological process: mitochondrial respiratory chain complex I assembly. The coding region runs from base 123 to 740 and encodes 205 amino acids.
CCCGCACUGCAUUGUGGGUAAAACAUGUCUGCGCCCUGUUUGAGCAUUGGGAAAUCCAAAUGUCACGUUGAGUAACCCAUAUCGUACCAGUCUCAUUUGGAUGUUUUCACCUAACCUGGACCAUGUUGCAAAAGGUGGAAAUGGACAGCGUGGCCGAUAAGACGCGUUCCCGAGCAGCGAUCGUCGAUUUGCUUGCAAAGAACUUCGACAAGCUGCCCGACCUCGACCAGAAGCUCUUCCAGUACGGGCCCAUGUAUCUGGGAGGAAACGGGGCGCUCGCAGGUCUGAUCGCAAACAGCUUGUACCGCCGAGCUUUAAACGUCACACAGGCGCCCUUCACCUCUAGCUUGCCGAUGGCCGUAUUGCCUUUUAUGACGACCUACGCCCUUUACAACGCCACCGUUUCAAGCCCUCUACUGUCCGGGGACCUCAAUUGUCCGACUUGCGUACUCAUGAGAGGAGCACUAGUGGGUGUGAUCGGCGGGGGACUGUACCCCAUCGUCCUGGCCUUACCUGUCAAUUUCGGCCUUGCGUCCAGAUACAACACGGCGCCGAUGCCGGAGAAAGGGAACGUCCUCCGGUACUGGAUGGACCUCUCCAAGCCGAUCAUGAGGAAGAUGAGGGCCAUGAUUGUCCUUCAGGCAAUUUUCGGUACUUUCCUCAGCUCAAGGCACUAUGAAGGCUACACCAAACUAGCCAAGAUCACGUUUGGCACUCACGCAGAGGGACUCAAAGACUAAAAUAUGCAAGAAUAAAUUCUCAAAGUUUUCAACG